This is a messenger RNA of Microsporum canis CBS 113480, 4869 nucleotides long. RefSeq lists its product as hypothetical. Gene Ontology annotation, biological process: rescue of stalled cytosolic ribosome; ribosome-associated ubiquitin-dependent protein catabolic process. The record is from RefSeq and is a predicted model, not a curated record. The transcript has 8 exons. Gene Ontology annotation, molecular function: ribosomal large subunit binding; ubiquitin protein ligase activity. NCBI's taxonomy places the organism in Eukaryota, Fungi, Ascomycota, Eurotiomycetes, Onygenales, Arthrodermataceae. The coding region runs from base 1 to 4869 and encodes 1622 amino acids. Gene Ontology annotation, cellular component: cytosol; RQC complex.
AUGAGCGGAAAGAAAUUCAGGUCGCAGGCUUCGAGCAGCCGCGCAGCGGUCGGCGCGUUUGGGAGUGGUCCAACUAGCUCAUUUGGUGGUUUUUCUACUGCUGGGGCUGAUCAGGAGACGCCGGCUUCUUCAUUAUCUUACGUCUAUGAGCCGCCCAACCUAUCACAAUUAUCUGACCCUCAGAUAGUAGUUACAUUUAAGAACCUUCUAAAGAAGGACAGUACUACAAAAUCCAGGGCAUUGGAAGAACUACAGAAUCAUAUAUUUAGUUCUGUGUCAGGCAAUGUCCUUCUCGACGACGGAUUACUAGAAGCAUGGUCCAAGGUUUAUCCACGUACCUCAAUAGAUUCAUCUCGCAGAGUCCGUCAACUCGCUCAUAACCUCCAGGGAGACAUCGUUUCUACGGCUGGAAAACGCAUUGCACGAUAUAUUAGUGGUACAAUAGGCGCAUGGCUGGCUGGCUUAUAUGAGAACGAUAAGCUGGUUAGGAAAUCUGCGCAGGAAUCGUUCAAUCGAGCGUUUCCCACGGAGGAGAAGCAACAGGGGAUAUGGACAGUGUACCAGUCCUCAAUACUUGAAUUCAUCGUGGAUGCCGCCCUCCAGCAAACACCACUUACUUUAAGCGAUGAACGGACUGUGCGGCCUGAUGAUGCAGAAGCAAAAUAUGCGCGAGUAGUAGCCACGGCACUGCAGGAGUUUAGCAGGCUAUUAGCCACUGCCUCGACUGAAAAACUUAACAAGAACUCGGAUUCUGUGAAGAAGCUCCUCGGGAGCAGAGAUUUAUGGAAGUUUUCUUACCAUGAAGAUGCUUUUGUCCGCCGAUCCUUAUAUGAGCUACUCCAGACCUGCCUCUCUAAGGAUAUCGAUUAUAUCGAUUGGAAAAUAAUAAGCACUUGGGUGCUAUCAAAAUCUUUGGGAAUCACGCAGCGUGGCUCUUCGUCAACAUUUUCAGGGCUUUUAUUGGAUUUGACCAAAAAGUCUCCUCAGGUGUGGACUACGGACUAUUCCUCAAAAGCUCCCGCCAAGAAGCAGCUAUUGCGAUAUAUUAAAGCUGGUUCAGAAGGUGCUGGUCCAUCUUACUGGUCGGAGUUGAAGCUUAUUUUGCAGUCACUCCCGGCAGAAGUUUUGGAAAUUGAAAGGCAAGAUGACACUGCAAUAAAGUCCAUAUCUUCUAUUGCAGAGGCCUUCCAUGGGUCAAUUGGGAAUAGGGAGGAGGCAAGGACAAACAUAUUAGCUGCCUGGACCGCUUACAUCCAAACAGUCCUUUGGAUGUCUAGCACAAUCCAUGAAGGCGAAAAAAGGCUCAAACUUCUGCAGGAUCACCUGUUCCCAAUCCUUGUGCAAUUCAUUGCAGCCAAUCAAGAACAGGCUAUGUGGACAGUCGAUGACCCUAAUGCUCCUCAGGUUUGUGUUGAGUUAUUUAGUGCUCUAAACCGCAUCACAGACCAAGACAUUACGCAUGCUCUGUGGUCAAAGUUAUCAACCUUACUAAAGGAUAACAUAUUAAUAUCUGAACCAGAACAGUCUCAGAAAUACCGAACUUCCCAGGAUUUCAUUUGCUCUCAGGGAGGCCGUUUUUUCACCCUUUGCCGUGGUGUUCUUGCAAAAACUACCGGCAGCGGUGAGCAAAAUUCGGUUGUGGAAUCUAUCAAGAACAGCUCAUUUUUAUUGAUAGAGACAUGUCUUCAAAUGCUUCAGUCUAGAAACGGGAAACCCUAUGGAGCAGCAGCAGUUGUUGAUGAGGCACUUACCAACAUACCAUCAAUUAUAUGUCAGAUGGAAGUUCUGGACUCAUUUGUUGCCGAUGUUCUCCCUCAGCUUAUCAUAUCACCCUCGGCAAACCGACUGGUAUCCAUUUUAUUUGCGUGUCGCGGUAGGAAAUGUUUUGAUGAUGGUCUUGCCAAAGUAAUUGACACAUACCACAAGAAAUCUCUAUCAACAGCCACCCAGUUGCCUUCUAUGAGCAAGUUAUUUUCUUCGGUAACAGGUCAUGACCAAGAAUUUAACCCAAUUUUGAAGCGUUUGGUUUUGAGUGUUCUAGAUCAGGGUGCUCGUGGAAGCCGUCAAUCCUGGCUAGAUAUCGCUGCGGCUCUCAAUAACGAGAAACUGAAACCUACUAUACGAGAUACCAUUUUUGACUCUUUGAUUGAGUUACUGUCAAAGGAUGAUUCGGCAAUUGAGGUCCUUCGUGGACUUCUACUAAUAUCAUCGGAGAGCGCGGGGGCAAUUCAAUCAUAUGUUGCAAGUCCAAAUGGCUCGAAGCUUAUAUCGAAACUUCUCUACCUUGCUGAAUCUUCCGAUGAAGAGGUUGUGCUCAUUGCCGAGUCAAUAAAGGGCGAAGUUACGGGCGAAAACAACUCUCUGAAGCCAACCCUUCAAGUUUUGGAAAGGAAUUUUACAACGGUGGAUAAUGAAUCACUAUCGGUUGAUUCGCUGGUAACUAUAGCGCGAGAAGCCUCUAACAGAACUGCUGCAAAUGAUAUAUCUAGCUUAUUACCCAGCUUAUUACCCCAAGAAAGUUCAUGGAAGGGUUCUUUGGAGCAAUUCCUUAUGAUUGCACCAAAACAGUCAUGUUCAAUAAUGAGUCCUUUAGGUGGAGCUGUAUAUAUCCUGGAUUCAUCACACAACUUGGAAACCCUACAUACUCUUCCAAGGGACAGGGACAAUCUUACAUUAGCCUUCCGGAUUACGUACUAUGUUACCAAAGUACUACAUUUCAUUGAAACGCGAGAUAUUCCAUUACCAUUCCUGGAAAACAUUUUCACUUACCUUCCUUUGGCGAUCCAACUUAUCGACGAUGAAUUGAGCAUCGAGGAAUCUACAACAAUACUAUAUAUUCAUACCCCCGAGGCCAAGGUUAUUGCUACAGAAAUUGUUUCAGAAGCUCGUGUACUCAUGAAUGGCUGGAUCCAGAGGUCAUGCACGACAGAUGCGCCUGGCGAGGCUGAUGCGAGAUCUUUUGUAUCAUUUUGGGAAAGAAACCUGUGCAAUAUAGAAGGUAAUGGGCCCAGAGCGUACCGCUUUGCAGAAAACUUCGCACGAAUCAUAUCUGAAAGAGACGCUAUUGCGCCUACGCCGCCAGCCGAAAGCAAACUACAAGCGGCAAUAAGAGUGCCUAAGCAUUCUAAUCCCUUUGUUCUGAUUGCAACUGUGGUUGGAUACAGGGAUUCGAUUAUCAGUACGCAAAUAGCUGGAAGGCUUUGUAACCAGUUAGUUGCGGACCUGACGGGCCUUAAACUUACUGAUGAUGCUGAUGCACUCCGACAAUUGGUAACGGCCAAUUCUCUGCUUCAUGGGGAGAAAAACCCAGCUACAAACAUCCCUACACAAAGAUUAGUAUUCUUAGUGAAACACUUAAUUGUGUGUUUACAAUCUAAGAAAUUUGGCCCGGGAAUAAUAGCGGAAAUAUUGAAAGUAUUGGCGGUUGUGUUACCCCUGGUAAAGGAUAUAUACGGAUCCCACUGGUCAGAACUGUUCGACUUCCUAAAUGAAUUUUGGGAUAAAGGCGACAUAUCUGAUGAAUUUCUCCCUGCUCUAUAUUCCUCACUGCGCUUGUUCAGCUGCUUGAGGAAACUGGCCACCGAUGACAGCAACGAGGACCUAGAAGAUGCGUGGAAGGACGCUCAGAAGUCACACACAGAAAAUAUGGUCAACCUGUUAAAGCAGUUUGGUGCUUCAUUACACUCUGACCAGCCCCAGAAUAUCACUACGGAUCUUCUAUCUCGAGAACUGUCAAAAAUUAAUACUGAUUCAAUUUCAGAUGUUAAAGAACUAUUCUCAAGUCUUACUAUCGAGAAUAAGGGUGUGCAGCGUGCGACCUAUGGAAUCAUUCAUCGAGUAAUCCCCAAGAUCCAAGAGACCUUGUCUUUCGAUGUAGCUCUAUCCAAAAUAGCUGUCACUUUACCAGAUGAACUGCUGUCUCUACUCUCGGAGGUACCACCAGCAGUACCGCUUAGGGAGACAACCAUAGAUGAAGAUUUUUGGCUUGGAGCUCGCUCAUAUCUCCUUGGUUGGAAGGUGGUGUUUGACCAUUUCGCAUCCUCUUCAAUCCCGAUCCAAGAGAGCUACAACUCAGAUAUAAAGCAGAAAGAAUGCCUAAAUCCACUAUUAGAUUUCGCAUUUGACUGCCUUGAAUCUUCCCAGGGCCAACUCGUUGAUGCUUCCAAGUUCGAAAUUCGGUCCUUUGAGUUAGACAGCUCUGAAUCACCGAAGAAGGAGAUGCACUGGCUCCUAGUCCAUACGUAUUAUCUUGCUCUAAGAUACCUGCCGAACCUUACAAGGGCUUGGUGGGUGGACUGCAAGAAACGGUUGAAGACACCAGUGGAAACCUGGACACAAAAAUACAUUUCACCACUGAUAAUAGAGGACUCGCUGCGGAAUGUGAGUGACUGGUACUCAGGGCAGGACUGGGACGGCGAAGACCAUGCACUGGAAGUCAAGACAUCCUCCAAAGCGGCCGAAAUUAUUGGUAGCAUCGAGAUCGAUGAGGAAUCACCUCCCACCUCCAUCGCCAUUUCGCUUCCCCCAACAUACCCACUACAUCAAGCCAUUGUUACUGGCCGCUCGCGAGUAGCUGUCGAUGAGAAGAAAUGGAAGAGUUGGCUGCUGGUGAUCCAGGGAGUGAUACUGUUCUCCAACGGAAACCUCAUGGACGGGCUGCUAGCCUUCAGACGUAACGUCCAGGGAGCCUUGAAAGGACAGGGAGAGUGUCCUAUCUGCUGCUCUAUCAUCUCUUCAAACAUGCAGACGCCAAAUAAAAGGUGUGGAACAUGCAAGAAUAACUUCCAUUCGGAUUGUUUGUUCAGGUGGUUCAAGAGCAGCAACUCAAGCAGCUGUCCACUAUGUCGCAACAGCUUUUUGUAUUCAUGA